Molecule: messenger RNA, 349 nt
Organism: Paramecium octaurelia
Lineage: Eukaryota; Ciliophora; Oligohymenophorea; Peniculida; Parameciidae
Source: the annotation of a GenBank genome assembly
AAUGGACAAGUAUAAUGACAACGGACUGCUUUAGUAGCUUAUGGUUGGGCCACAAUUCUAUUAAUAGCAACAGGGAUUUUAGGAUUACUAAUUUCAGUUCCCAUAGAUGCCAUAUAUGUUUCCAAUCCCAGAUCAGACAUCCAAAGAUGACGAUAAAUUAAAUAUAUAUGAUCAAUAAUAGUUGUACUUUCAAUAAUACUUGCUGGCAUAAUAGUAAAUGCAAUAAUAAAUGGAUGAUAAAAAUCUAUAUUGUUAUUUUAUGCAUCCACAACAACUUCAGUUAAAUUUGAAUUACUAUCCACAAUAGGUGAUAUCAGAAGAUAUGAAUAUCAAAGAUGAUGAAUAAUGA